This is a messenger RNA of Antechinus flavipes (yellow-footed antechinus), 4269 nucleotides long. It is a transcript of the gene TRMT9B, whose product is annotated as tRNA methyltransferase 9B (putative). The coding region runs from base 70 to 1485 and encodes 471 amino acids. The record is from RefSeq and is a predicted model, not a curated record. Gene Ontology annotation, biological process: tRNA wobble uridine modification. Gene Ontology annotation, cellular component: cytoplasm; nucleus. NCBI's taxonomy places the organism in Eukaryota, Metazoa, Chordata, Mammalia, Dasyuromorphia, Dasyuridae. The transcript is spliced from 3 exons. Gene Ontology annotation, molecular function: S-adenosylmethionine-dependent methyltransferase activity; tRNA binding.
UAGAAGUUGACAAAAUGAGCCCCGGAGGGUAGGACCAGUGAGGUAUCGGUGCUCACUGACCAUUUGAUAAUGGGUUCUAGGAGUCCUGGGGUCUUUCUUAGGGUGGCCUGUCCAGUUUCUCAGCCCCUCUGCCUCUCCCCCAGGAUGGAGUCUGAGGCUGCCGCCCAGCUGGAAAGACAGCACGUCCACGAAGUCUACGAAAGCACAGCAGCCUGCUUCAGCGACCUGCAGGGCAAAGCCUGGCCGCGGGUCCGCCAGUUCCUGUUGGAGCAGAAACCCGGCAGCCUCGUUGCAGACAUAGGUUGUGGGACUGGGAAGUAUCUCCGUGUCAACAGCCAGGUGUACAAGCUGGGCUGCGACUACUGCGGGCCUCUGGUGGACAUCGCCCACAGCAGGGGAUGUGAGGUCCUGGUGUGCGACAACUUGCGCUUGCCCUUCCGAGACCGCAGCUUCGACGCUAUCAUCUCCAUCGGCGUGGUCCACCACUUUUCCACAGUGGAAAGGCGGACCCGCGCUGUGCAGGAGAUGGCCCGCGUGCUGGCGCCCGGGGGACGCGUCAUGAUCUACGUCUGGGCCAUGGAGAAGAACCACCGGCACUUUGACAAGCAGGACGUGUUCAUCCCCUGGAACCCCGCCCUGUGUUCCCAGUUCCUGCCGGAGCCGGUUCUCGCAGGGCGGAAGUGUGGGUGCGCACCCCCCAGGCCCGCCUCCAGCGGGCCCCCCGGCCGCCUGGCCUGCUCUGUCUGUGGCUACCCCCUGUGCCUUCAGAAGAGGCCGGUGUCCCGGCGCUCCCACAGCCUGGACGGCUCCGGGCCUCCCGGCUGCUGCGGGAAGCUGGCAGAGGUGAGGGAUGAGGACGGCGGUUUCUACAGCAUCCUCGGGAGGUCAUUUCGCUCCUGGUUUUUCUCCCGAUCCUUGGAUGAAUGUUCCCUAAAGGAGCAGGUGGAGAUAGCUGGACGCGCCACAGAGGAACUGGCCCCGUGUCACCCCGUGUCUGUCCAGCCGUCAAAGCUCCAUCACCUGGACCUCAGGGAUCAGGAGCCGUUGUCAAAAGAACAAGAUGGUCCCACUGACCCUGGGCUCGUACAAACCCCACAGAGUCCCUCAGGAAGGCCCCGACUCAGAGAGACCCACAAAGACACUCAGACCCAGCAACAAGAGGGCCGUUCUCUCAGGCAACGGGCAGCGGAGCUGAACUGCAGCUCAGCCCACUCUGCGGGCACAGGCAAACCGGCCCCCGGCCAGCUCUGCCAAAGGACUUCCCUGCCCCCUCCCUUUCUCAGCCUGGCAGCCGCCGUGCCCACCGGGGCCUCCCAGCCAGAGGCACUGAGCUCCUUCACCCGUUACUACCACGUGUUCCGAGAAGGGGAACUCUGCCGCUUGCUGGAGCAGCACGUGCCGGAGCUCCAGGUCCUCAGUUCCACCAACGAUCAUGGUAACUGGUGCAUCGUUGCAGAGAAGAAGCCUGAGAUGUUGGCCCAAUGAGUAGGUGGCUUAGAGAAGACGCUCAUGGAAAGAAAGGCCUGGGGCUUGCUUCAGGGGCGGCUCCUAUAAAGGCCUGCCUGCUGCGGUUUUUCCACUGAGACGUGGGCAGGGGGUAGGGGUGAGGAGAUGGGCAAGGGGCUCCUUUAUUCCCCUUUUCCUCUAGUUCUCAGAUAGGGAUGUUACCUUUAAAAACCAGCAUCUUCCUUCAGUCACCAUCAGCAUCUCUUUUUAAAAUUGGGAUUUUUCCUUUAGUCCACCAUGAAUCCUUUUACAAAUCCCCUGCCAGAACUGCCCCAGGGAGCACAUAGAAAUGGGACUAGAGUCAGUGCCCUGGCCUGGAGUGAGUUAGGGUAAAUGGGGCGGGAAGGGGCAGGGGGUGUAGCAGAUGCCCAAGUGUGGGGGUGGGGCAGGAGAGGUCUGCCUGCAAGGUCUGCAGGGACACUGGCGGGAGCUAGGAAAGACAGCCGGACAACAACAAACCCAGGUCUCUGCCCCGAAACAAAGUCUCUUGGAGACUGGAGACCUUGGGAGUUAGAUUUUCUUUAAAGAAGCCGUGAAGCAUCAUUCAUACUUUUAUUAUGACUUUUGAUUUUUUUUAAACUACGCUUUUAUUUUUGAAUCUUUCUCUCCUUUUUCCACCACUCAGUGAGCCACCCUUUGUAGCAAAGAAUGAAAAAAAGAAGACUCAAAGAAAUCUAAAAACCCCAGCUGAGGCUGGAAAUAGUGUUCCAUACCCAUAGUCCCGCACCCUUACCCAGAAGGAGGGAGAGAAGCCCAUUUCUCAUCUCUUUUGGGGGGCUUAGUUUAAUCAUUAUAAUUGCACAGGAUUCAUUUUGGGGUGUGGAUUCUCAUCAUUUCCAUGUCUGUAACCACUGGGGCUGUGGGACUUUUUUGUGGCCCUCGUGGUCUUCUGGGCUUUUAUCAGGGAGAUGAUUUGGCAGAUUUGUAUUUUUUCUCCUUUACUCCCAGGGAUACUUGCCUUAUGUACUUUUCUCAUGUCUUAAUGAGAAUUCAGAAGGAUGUGAAUUCAUAAGUGAAAACCAGAUUGGAUUCUCCUCAGGUGAACCAUUGAGCAGACAUGGAGCUAGACUCACUUUGCAAAAAAAGAUCUGAGCACUGGGCAUUCAGCAACUUUUUGGCCAGAUCCUCGGCCCGGCCAGUCCCUCCCACUCCACCCUCUUCUCAGAGAGCUGUAGUCAUGUCUCGUUCCUUAACCAUCUUCUGGUCAGCCUCAUGGUCUCUGCUGCACUCAUAUCCUGCGCCAUCUCCCUUAAGUUCUAGAACCUCCAUACAAUUAUUCCUACCAUAACAACUGCUAAAGGUGUAUCAUCUCGUCCCCUGUGUCUCUACUCAGUCCCCUAUAACUUAGCAAGCAAAACUACUCCCCAAAUUCCCCCCCACACCUACGAGUCGCGUCUCCUCCUCUCAGAACUCUCUGAGGGCAGGCGCUGUCGUGGCUUGGUAUCUGUAUACCAAGCCACGUUGCUGACACAAAGAUAGAGCUUCAUAAAUGUGUUUUAUUCAUCCAUCCAUUCAUUCACCCUCACAGUUAAGAUUCCAGUGAUACUUGAUUCCACAGAAUUUGAUGUGUGAGGAAACAACUGUCUUUUAUCGAGAAGGUAAUGAAGAUUUGCCUCUUUCCAGCUUGAUGAAAAGGAAUUUUGUCAACACAUUUGUUCAUCUUAUUAAAGUAAAAUCUAAGUUGGAAUAAGGCUGUAACUGGGUUAAAUGGAGGGCAGCAGAAACAGACUUUGCCAUCAAUGUGAUUUGAGAGGUUCCCUUCCUGAGGAGAAAGUUGCCAGUUAACAAUGCGCCCUUACCCAAUGGGUUGGUGCUAUCCUGGAUGGCAAGGCAAGUGCCAUUUUUGUCCAACAAAUUCACCUAAAUAAUGACUUUGGGGUAGUUAUUUUUCUUCAGAGACACUCAAGAGACCUGGAAUUUGAAUUCAAAAUCCAGAUAGUGAGUCAGUUAUUAAACAGUUACUAUGAUGAGUGAAAAAUAGUCCCUGUUCUCAAGUACUCAUAGUCCAACGUGGAAGACACCAUGCAAACAACCAUAUACAAGAUAAAGGGGAAACAAUUUACAGUGGAGGAGUGGAAACAGGAGGAGCUGGAGAAGGCUUUUUGUAGGCGGUGGGAGGUUAGUUGAGACUUAAAGAAGGUCAGUGGACACAGCAGAGGAAAAAGCAUUCCAGACCUGGGGGAGAGCCAGAGAGAAUGCUCAAAAUUUUUGUUUGUGAAUGUGAAAUAUUUGUGAAACAGGAGGUUGAUGUCACUGGCUAGUUAGGAAAUGAGGUAUAAAAAGAUCGGAACAGUUGGGGUGGAGGUUGUGAAGGACUUGAAAAGCCAGAGGACUUUAAAUUUGAACCUGGAGGUAGUUCUACAAGCUCCUGCCUGGAUGGAGGGGAAGGGAAGGUCGGAGCCACUAGUUCUUCCCAAAACUUCCCAGAGCCCAAGAUGUUCUCCUUAGCCAUGAAGAGUUACCUGGCUGUACCCAUCAUGCCUUUGUGUUUCUUGAAUCUUGUGUGCUCAUGUACAUACCAGCAAACUAUUGGAAAAACCUGUCCUACUCAUAGCCUCUGAGGGGAGAAUCCCUCCACUAGAACCAGUUUAUGAGACUUGCCAUGGAGGAAUCACCAUUCUCCAUUGACUUCUCCCUUUAGAAAUAAAGCUCCUUGAAAGUGGGGUCUGUCCUGCUUUUUGUAUUUGUAGAGCCAGUGAACAUCACUGUGCUUGGCCCACAGUAAGUGCUUAAUAAAUGCUGACUCAUUCAUUAAUUCACUCA